Messenger RNA from Pocillopora meandrina, 1761 nucleotides. The record is from the annotation of a GenBank genome assembly. Lineage: Eukaryota; Metazoa; Cnidaria; Anthozoa; Scleractinia; Pocilloporidae.
AUGGAAAGGGAUGUUGCCUGUGAACUGUGGAGAAAAGCUCCUCAAUCUGGAGUCAAAUUUUCAAUUUAUGCGGGGGAUGAUGACCCAACAACCCUUGCAGACAUUAAGAACAAAGUCCGUUAUGGUGUUGAGAAAUGGUCCGAUGUUGUUCACGCCAAGAGAUCUCUUAAUACUAGACUAUACAAUCUUAGAGACCGCUUCAAAGGAUCAAAUUGCUCAAUUCUCAGUCCAAAGGUUAUAAAUUACAUAACCGAGUGCUUAAGUUUUUGUGUCAGCCAAAAUGUGGGAGAUCCUGAAUCUUUAAAGCAAGGUCUCAAAAACAUUAUUCCCCAUGCCUUUGGGGAGCAUACUUGUUGCAAUGUUUCAUGAUGUGGUUUCAAGAAAAAUCCUGUUUCCUACAAACAUACAUACUUGCCAAAUGGCAAAGAUCUCUUUGGAGAUUCCCUAAAAAAAAAGCCCUAAGUAACAUUCUGGAUGUAUAUUCCUCUGACACUGUAGUGAAUAAACUGACCCCAUGUGCUAAUUCACAGAGAAAUGAAAGUCUUAAUAGCACCAUUGGUUCUAAGAACCCCAAUACUCGUUUUUAUGAAGGCAGUGAAAGUAAUGAUUUUCGAGUAGCAUGUGGGGUGGCACAAACCAAUAUUGGAACAACUACAUUGGAAAAACAUUAGAGAUUCUUAAUUUUGAGUCUGAUUCUCUUCAUGAAAGACAUGCUAAAACAAUGGACAAGAAGGUUUUUUUGUGACAAACAAGGAAAAAAGAAAAAAAGAAAUUCAAGAGAAGGCCUGACCAGUUAUCUAAAUGAAAAACCUCGCAAACACUCAGGAGGGAAGUCAGUGAAGGGGUCACCCAUGAGUCUUCAGUAGGUCUAAAUUUGGAUCCAACAAAUCAUCAAACAGUGUCACAAAAUGCAUUUGAAAUGCCUGCAAAAAUAUCACUAACUAAGCUAAAAGGAUACGAAGAGAUAACACCACCCUACACUAUAAGGCCAACAAUUGUGCACUUACAAUAUGAUUCAAAACAGAAAUAUCAAUUUGUUAUCUUUGACACAGAAACGACUUGCACAGGGAAGCUAAAGUCAAGUCUUCUGAGCGACGUGAAAAUCAAAUCACUGUUUUAAUUGGUCAUAAUUCUGCGACGUUCGAUGUCCCUAUUCUCCUAAGAAAUAGUAAUAAAAACUUCAAGGAUGGCAUUACUAACAUGAAUGUCUACUUUGCGGAUAGUCUACACCUGUUGAAAAAACUGAUUUAAAAAAAACUCAAAGCACUUGAGCUCGAUUCUGGUGGAUACUGCAAACCAAACCAAAACAGCAUUUAUAUCCAUUUGUUCAAGGAACAAUUUGACGCCCAUGAUGCUUUAGAAGAUGUCAGGGCGCUGAGAAAAAUUCUUUUUGAAUCGUCAUUAAACCUCCCCAGGAAAAACAUCGUUGAGAAUUCUAGUGUCAUCAGUGCUCCCCACGCAGUGGCAAACAUGCUCUACCUAGAUCAACGCCACGAACUUCCUCUAACAUUCAGUGACAACUUGGUCAACGUAACCGACACCGGACCAAUUAAAAGAUCAAUGGCACAAAACAUCGUUGACAGUGGUCUCUCUUACGAUGACCUUCAAAAACUGUACACAAGGUUUGGUAAAAGAGGACUAGUCGCCAUAUCGUCUAAUCCACCAACAACUUCAUCGGCGAAGAUACCACGAGUCACACGGACGAAGAGGAUAUUGGCCACCAUAGUUAAACACUUCGAAGAAACCAGCAACGAAGAAUAA